Messenger RNA from Dracunculus medinensis (Guinea worm), 336 nucleotides. NCBI's taxonomy places the organism in Eukaryota, Metazoa, Nematoda, Chromadorea, Rhabditida, Dracunculidae. The record is from the annotation of a GenBank genome assembly.
AUGUCUGAAAAGACUCGAUCCGCUGUGAUUGAAUGGAAAGCAGUAAAUGACCGCAUGGCCUACGCGCGCUUCGAAAGAAAAUUCUGCAAUAUUUCAGUCAUCAGUGUAUGUGCUCCAAUUCUGUGCGCAGAUGACUGCGAUAAGAAUAAAUUCUAUGCGGAGCUUCAACCAUUAACAACAUCUCUAUCGAGAGGUGACAUGGUCAUAAUCGAAGGAGACUGGAAUGAUACCGUUAAAAUGAAUUCGAUAAUUGGCAAAUAUGGCAUCGAAGUCCAGUGCGUCAAUGGAGAAUGCCUUCUUGCCGAAGUGCAUGAACUCUUUGUUAUUAAUACAUAG